Messenger RNA from Pelobates cultripes (western spadefoot toad), 31969 nucleotides. NCBI's taxonomy places the organism in Eukaryota, Metazoa, Chordata, Amphibia, Anura, Pelobatidae. The record is from the annotation of a GenBank genome assembly.
GUUACAGUUUUCACGGUGCUAAAAAUAUUGACGUUUGUGGUGUUCAGAGCAUUCCUGCACACUUCUAUGCAAAGAAGAAAAUACUGCAUCCGUCAGAAGCUCUCUUCUCUCUUCUUUAUCGAUGCCAAAGGGCUGCUACAUAAGGUGAGGAAGUAGUACUAACACUACGCAUAUGGCUAGGUACAAAACACAAAACAGAAAUGCAGCAAGCACAACAGUGUGUGGAUGAUAAUGAAAAUGUUGAUUGAUACACUGUCGGCUGUUUUCCUCAUUGUGUCCUCCCUGGUGAACUCCCUUGGUAAACUCCUAGGAUUCAAUGUAAUGACAUGUCGCAGUGAGGACCUGGUCUGUAAUAACAUAUUGCAGUGAGGUCUUUGUCUGUAAUGACCUGUUGCAGUGAGGACCCGGUAAUAAUGUGUGCUCAGAUCUAAGCUAUCUGGGGAUAGGUAGAAUGUGUAUGUUCUAUGUGAUAAAUGUAACAGUAUGUAAUUGUAUGUCUUUUAUUGUCCUUUGUCUGCCAUGUGGCUAAUGGAGUUUUGCCUCUGUCCUUGGAGAUAAUUGGAUUACUUCCCAAUUAUCUCCAGGACAGAGAGGAGGGAUUGUGAUGCAUUGUGGGAGUGUUUAAAAGUGUAUGUCUGUGAUUGGUCAAUGUCCAAUAUGUUUCCCAGUUUCCCAUCUGGUCCCCUAGGGGAGUGUCCACCAAUGUGGGAGACCUGCAUAAAAGCCGGGCAGGUAGCCCCAGUAAAUCAGUUCCUGCUUGACCCUCAGAAUGAAGUGUCGUCUCGUUAUUGGGGGAAUUGGAUUGUAUGCUUAUUGCCAGGAGUGUAAGCUGAUUGUAUGCUUUUCCUGUUUGGCUGUUUCCAGUAUUCGUGUGUUUCCUGUUUGGGAGUUGGUGAAUUUGUGUAGUUUGCAGUUCGGGAGAUGUGUGCUUACCGUAGCUGUCGGUGCAUCUGGAAAGGGGAAUAUCGCCUAAACAGUUUUUAACCUCUUGUAUGCAAAACGGUCCGUUACAAUUGGUGGCAAGCGACGGGAUCAUUCCCACAGCCCAGAAGGACAGCUGCAAGGUAACACCAGUUCCUGGAUUACAAAUUGAGGGCAACGCUAGAACCCGUACAGCGCCCCUAUAUACAAAAUAACCAACUUCAGCAGAGCAAGCAUGGCGCCCAGCUACACUCAGGAGGAGUUCGACGCUAUGGUGAAAGAACUGCUGGCAUUCUUUGGACCCAAUCCAGAGGAGAAAUACGUACAGAACACGAGGAGAAUAGUGGCAGAGUACCUGCAGUUCAAAGCAGAUUUGGCCAAAAUGGAGCCCCAGGGAGCCAAAGGUGCCAUCCAUCCUCCCCAGCGGCAGAGUGAGUUACAGGGAGCCAAAGGUGCCGUUCUUCCUCCCCAACGGCAGUGUGUGUUACAGGGAGCCAAAGGUGCCGUUCUUCCUCCCCAGCGGCAGAGUGAGUUACAGGGAGCUGAAGGUACCGUCCUUCUUCCCCAGCGGCAGUGUGAGUUACAGGGAGCCAAAGGUGUCGUCCUUUCUCCCCAGCGGCAGAGUGAGUUACAGGGAGCCAAAGGUGCCGUCCUUCCUCCCCAGCGGCAGAGUGAGUUACAAACAGCCAGCCAUUACAGGCUGAACACCAUGGGAAUUGUAGAUUGGGAUAGUUAUGGCUUUACCAUCCCAGCUAUUGUAAACUAAAGUUCUCAUGUUGCACGUGUACAUACCUGUCUUUUAACUACUGCUAGCACGAUCAUAUUAUUUUUGCUAUUUUUAAAGGACCACUCUAGGCACCCAGACCACUUCAGCUUAAUGAAGUGGUCUGGGUGCCAGGUCCUUCUAGGGUUAACCCAUUUUUUCAUAAUUAUAGCAGUUUCAGAGAAACUACUAUAAUUAUGAAUGGGUUAAGCCUUCCCCCUAAUCCUCUAGUGGCUGUCUCAUUGACAGCCACUAGAGGCGCUUGCGUGCUUCUCACUGUGAUUUUCACAGUGAGAGCACGCAGCGUAUAGGAAAGCAUUGUAAAUGCUUUCCUAUGCGACGGGCUGAAUGCGCGCGCAGCUCUUGCCGCUGCGGCGCAUUCAGCCGCGGGGCGGAUCGGAGGCGGAGAGGAGGAGGAGAGCCUCCCAGCGCUGGAAAAAGGUAAGUUUUUAACCCCUUUCCCCUUUCCAGAGCCGGGCGGGAGGGGGUCCCUGAGGGUGGGGGCACCCUCAGGGCACUAUAGUGCCAGGAAAACGAGUAUGUUUUCCUGGCACUAUAGUGGUCCUUUAAUUAAAUGUACCUCCUACCAGGAAACCCCUCUCCUGAGCAAUAAAAGUAGGCCAUAGGGAGGAGGAAUUGGAGAGGGGAAAAAAUCCUGCGGACACCCAUGAUCAGGAGUCAGCUGAUUUUAUCUUUUUUGAGGACAAACAACCUACAAGUCAUAAACAUUCUGUUUGGCAUGUUCUGGCUAAAAUAUAAUUAGAGCUUGUCCACUGACCUUCAGACCCUUUAAACUGUAAUCCUUGAGGUGUGCCAUUACACAGCAUCUCUUAGGUCAUUAGUUCUUCUCAAUGCAGUUCUCAAAUUACACUCGACAUGUCCUAACUGAGGCUUCUCAAUUAACCCCUUAAGGACACAUGACAUGUGUGACAUGUCAUGAUUCCCUUUUAUUCCAGAAGUUUGGUCCUUAAAGGGUUAAAGUUCAAAAUCACACACAAAAAAAAUAUUUAGUACCCAGCCAUCGACAGCCUUAUUUAACCAAUUAACAGAAACAUGGAUAUGGUUACAGCAACAUUUAAACUUAGAGCAGUGGUGUAUCCUGGUUUUGUGCUGCCCUAGGCAGGACAAAACUCAGGCACCCCCCUCCCCCCCGCCCCACCUUCUAAAUACACAUACACACACACAAACACACACAGUCAGACACAUACACAUACACACUCACACACACACAGUCAGACACACACACACAGUCAGACACACACACACACAGUCAUACACACACACAUUCACAGACACAGUCAGGCACAAACACAUACACACACAGUCAGGCACAAACAAACACACACACACACACAGUCAGACACACACACACACACUCAGUCAGACACACACACACACACUCAGUCAGACACUCACAAACACACGCACAGACACAAACACACACACAGUCAGACACACACACACACAGUCAGACACAGACACAGUCAGACACAAACACACACACACAAACACAGUCAGUCACACACAGUCAGACACACACACAGAUUAACUUUUUUUUUAAAUUUAAAUCCCCCCCCCAACCUCCUUACCUUUGGGAGUGCUGGGGGGGGGGAGGUCUCUCUCUCCCUGGUGGUCCAGUGGCUGCCGGGCGGGCGGGCGGCGCUGGCAGGCGGGCGGGCGAGGGAGCUCUUCCUAUGAGCUGUCUGCUCAGCUCCCUCGCGCGCCGGCUGCAGAGUGAGGCUGGGAGCCGGAAGAUGACGUCAUCUUCCGGCUCCCAGCCUCACUGUGCGGCGCGCGAGGGAGCUGAGCAGACAGCUCAUAGGAAGAGCUCCCUCGCCCGCCCGCGCCAGCCUCUGGAUCAGUUAGCCGCAAGGCUAACUAGGCAUUUGCCCUGGGCAUUUGGGGGGCGGCGUUUUUUGCCGCCCCCUGAAAAAUUCCGCCCAAGGCAAAUGCCUUGUUUGCCUCGCGGCUAAUACGUCCCUGACUUAGAGGCAAAAAUGUACCCCUCUAAUGGUUCAUUGCACUCAUUAAGCCUAUGGUAACAAAUGCAGGAAACUGCUAACAAGGGUAUUAAAGCAUAGACACCAGGCAUCCUAUAUUCUCAAUAUAAAGGGAACUGACAGACAGAGGUAUACACAACAUAUCACAAAACUAGAGCUUUGAGCUCCUCUUUCAUGAUUUAUAUAACCUCCUGAUACCAAUAUCAAUAAGGGUAAAUAGAUUGGAAUAUCUCCAGUCCCAUAUUUGUAUGUCUCCCCUGAACUGGCAGCAACUUCAGCCCUCCACUUUACAAAAGCCGAACUUCAGAAAGCGAUAAAAUCCCGCCCCGUAGAAAAGAGCCCAGGCCCUAAUGGGUUUAUGACCCGUUAUUGCCAGACAUUUCUCUCUCACCUUAGUACCAUCUUCCUCAAGAUCUUCAAUUGGUCUCAUCCUUGCCUCUGCCCACUUUAGGAGCCUCUGUAACUGUUAUCCCGAAACCUGGCUAAGACCCCAUAUUCUGAGGCAGCUACAUGCCUAUAUCAUGGAUUAAUACUGAUGUCAAAUUGCAGGGCUUUGUCAGGGGAAGGGAGGCACAAGACAAUGCUACAAAAAUUGUCAAUAUUUUCUAUGGGGCACAAACGUCCUGCACCCCCACCCUUCUCCUGGUAAUCAACACUGAAAAGGCCUCUGACAAGCUCGACUAGUCCAAUUUUUUUUUACACAUUAGAGGCUAAAGGGGUCAGGACAAAAUUGCGAUCUUCUAUUGAAGGGCUCUAUACAGGCACCUCAGCGAAUGUACAUGUUCAUGGUAAUCUGUCUACUUCCUUUGCUUUUAGCAAUGUAACCCUUCUUGAAGGCAAUUCGCCAUAAUGAUAUUAUUGAAGAUUACAGGUCGCAGGGGGGGAAACAAGGUAUCAGCAUUUAUGGACGACCUCCUCUUUACGUUAACAAAACCUGCAGUCUCAUUACGUCAGGUAAUCCAAGAGCUGGAUACUUUCAGCUGUCUUUCAAAUUUUCGUGUCAAUAUUGGCAAAAGUGGAAUCUUGGGGGUCGCAAUUCCUAGCUCUCUAAAAUGGUCCCCUAUGAGUUCCUUUGGAUUUAGUAUACUAAACAGUUAGCGACUUUUGCUGGAGAUGCUCUGUUGACAGGGGCACCAUUGUAUUGUAUUGUAUUUAACCCUUCUGGCAGACGGUUAUCAAGUUAAUCUGGGAUAGCCUACUUACCUACACAAUAUCUUACCUUCUCAUGCUCUACUGGGCUAGCCACAGAUCUUCAAGGAACCACACAAACAGACACUACUACAAGAUCUUGGAUUGGGUGAUAUGGAAUUUUGAUGGGCUUUUCACUAUAUUCAAUCCUGAGAGCAAUCUAAUAAAGAGUUCAUUAAUGUUAUUAACAUUUAUAAAGCGCCAACAAAUACAGUUUUGAACCAUGUUCUUGUCUCUCCCUCUCUCCCAUAUGUCAUAAUCUGGAAAAAUAGAAGAAAGGCAUUUGUGCCAUAACUUGUUUUAUGUUGCCUAUAUUCACCCUUACGUCUGUGAGUGCAAUAUUAUGGAUUAGCCUGGUUUUGGUGUCAAUAUUUAUUGCACUAUUGUGGUCCUCUUGUGUUUUAUUUUGUAGAUUAUAUGUUUAUAUCUGUUCACUAAGAAGGAAUUGAAGAAUCUUCUUGUAAUCUACAUAAUUUGAAAAACAGAGUAAUCUGAAAGUACCUUUCCUGGUUAAAUAUUUUGAAAGAGUCAUUUUAUUUAUUUUACAUCUUUACUCCCACUAGUUUUCACUUAAAGUAUUGCAUGUUGGUUUAGUAUUUAAGCUACUGGAGUUGUCUGGUUUUAGUAUUCUCUUGCGUCCAGUUUUAAUUAGUUUGCUCUUUAAAAAUAACUUUUUCAUUAAAGUGCAUUGUUAUGUUUCAUUAUUUACAAGUAAGUGCCUUCAAAGUUAUAAUUAAUUGGAAUUUAAAGAAAAUACAAAGUAUUCCAUAGAUAUGCAUACAGUAAAAUGUAAAAACACUGGGCCUGCGUGUAUAUGAGGUUGUUCAUAACUGUGUGUGUAUAUGUGUGUCUGUAUAUUUGUCUGUCAGUGUGUGUACCUGUGUGUCUGUGAGUGUGGUAGGGCUGAGAGGGAUGGCAAACUCAGGAGCAUUAGAAUAUAAGCUCGUUUUAGCAGGGCCCCAAAACCCUCUGUUCCUACUGUCCAGCAUUUCUUGUUGCAAAUACAUGUCUGUUAGUUCACCUAUUGUACAACGCUACAGAAUUUGUUGGCGCUUGAAUAAUAAUUAGGACUGUAGUACAUUUGAACAUGUACUACAUCACCUGGUUUGUCAUCAAGCACAUGCAUAAUUUUUUUUUAUACCCAGUGUAGGGCUCUGUAAAAUAAUUUGGUAUUUCAGACAUAAGUUAGACAGUUUUCUGUGCCCCAAGGUAAUGUUUGAGAGGUCAGAUGGGUCAGAGCUCUGUUUGCACAGUGACCUUUAACCCACUUUUCUCCCCUGGCAGCUGUAACAUGCACACAGGAAGGAAUCCUUGAGACGUGCACUGCUUCUUGUUUACCACAAUCAGCUGACCCGACAGCCUGGCUGUGAUUGGCUGGAGACUGGCACACACCUCCAUCCCCCCAAUACCAGCCUCCUUCACUCCCUACUUCCAUUCAUUGCACAGAUAGCGGCCUCUGCAGAUGGGGACAGUAUGGCAGACACAGAGCUCCCCAAACACCGGGACACUCUGUGUCUGUUUGAUGUGGAUGGGACCUUAACCCCUGCCAGACAGGUAGAUAUCAACAAUGCUCACUAUUAACCCUGUGAUAGAUGUAUUUCAUGUAAACUUCCUUUAAGUGGAUUAAUUUAGCUCUAACUAAUACAAAUAAUAAUGUUAAUGCUGUCCUCUGUCAGAUUUGACAGGUUAAUUUACAAAGAGAACAUUUUUAAUUUUUUUACAUUUUAUUUUAAAUAUUUUUUUUGCAAAAUCAUAUUCCAUCCAUAUUUGCACAGCUAUGCCACUGCUGAAAUGUGGUAGCAGUUUACUAUACAAGCAUGUAUUCUUCAAACUACUUAUAUCAUGAACUAACACUAAGCAGGGUUAUUCACUAAAACUGAGAAUUAUCAGGAAUUCAAAGUGGUCUUAAAUUUAAAAAUUUACUAGAUAAAUCUUACUAUAGUGAAUAAACCUAUACAUCUGAUUUUCAGUAAUCUUGUCACAUUUCUGCGGGGGUCACUUUUUAAAACAAAUGUUUUUUAAUUUUAUGUAUUGUCUUAAAAUAUGACUAUUAAUGUGAUGUGUUUUACAUAACCUGUAUUGUUAUGUAUUUAAGAACCAUUUAGAAUUUUAAGAAAUAUGAUUUCAUUAUUACAUUUAAGCACGUUAUUAAGAAAAACAUGUGCAUUGAUUUAAGACCUGUAUAUACUAUAAAAUCUUUAUUCAUGGAUAACCACUAACUUGCUAAAUUUAAGCCUGUAUAGAAAAGAUAGAAAUUAUGUUCCAAGAUGUCUAUAUUUAAAGAAACACUCAAAGGACCAUAACCACUACAUACCACAGUAGUGGUUAUAGUGCUAGGAGUGUUAUUGAGCCAUCCCACAUUGAAUGUUUUGGCUACUUACUGUUGGCGGCACCAGGGCACCCUUGGCACAAUAAACACUACAGCUAGCUGUACACUCUGAUUAUUACUUGAUGACUGAUGAUUUAUUGAAAACUUUGUUGAUAGCAAAUGAGCAUAUUGCUGUCAUGUUAAUAUAUAUUGUGUGUUCUAUUCAGUAGGCUAUUAGUCUUGUACACCUAACAAAAUAUUUACUACCCUAGAAUGACUCUAUAAAUAACUGUUUGAUAACUUGCUAAAGUGUUUGCUUUCAUGCCACAUUAAACUGACAUGCACGUUCAGCAACACUUAACGUUGAACAAACAAAACCAUCUGAUGAUAGCCAGUUUGACAUCAUUUUGCAAAUGUUGUGUUUUUUUUCUUUUUCUUUUAACUGUUGACUAUUGUUGUGACUCACACUGGUCCUGCACGUAGAAGGGUGUUAAAGAAGCUAGUUUCCUGUUCAAGCACCAGUCAGAACCACAACGUGCAAAUACAAAGAGUACUCCAAUAUGUUCUAUUUUAAUUCUCUGUUGUAAAAUGGCCAUUCAUUUGGUCUAAGCUGAGCACAGAAGAUCCAGCCUUAUUAUUAGUAGUAGUAUUAUUAGUAUUAGUAUUUAUAUAGCUCCAGCUCUUUCUGCAGCGCUUUACAAUAAAAGGGGAAUUUACCAAAUGACACAAUAACAAAAUGUAACAGGAACAAUAGGUAACUCAAACGAGCUUACAGUGUAGAUGAAGAUUGUUAAAAACAUUGACCGCAUACGCCCCGUUCUUACAAAAGGUGCUGCCAAGGAGCUUGUUCACGCUCUAGUAAUCUCCCGCAUCGAUUACUGUAAUUCUCCCCUAAUUGGUCUCCCCAGAUGGUUGGGGGGCAGUACAGCAUCUGGGGAGACCAAUUAGGGGAGAAUUACAGUAAUCGAUGCGGGAGAUUACUAGAGCGUGAACAAGCUCCUUGGCAGCACCUUUUGUAAGAACGGCGCGUAUGCGGUCAAUGUUUUUAAGUUGGAAUCGACAGGUUUUAGCAACAAACUGGACAUGAGGUGCAAAGGUGAGGCCAGGAUCAAAAGUGACACCAAAACAGGGAGCUUGGAAAGGAUGGGGUGAGGCAGGUACCAUCUACCUGCAGGGAGAGUGAUGGAGGAGGAUCAGUGUUUUGAGGAGGAGAAGUAAGAAACUCCGUUUUAGAGAGAUUGAGUUUCAGAAUGCGGGAGGAUAUCCAAUCAGGGAUAGAAGAGAGGCAAUUGGCGACAUGUUGUAGGACAGCAGGGGAGAGGUCAGGGUAGAAGAGAUAUAUCAGGGUGUCGUCAGCAUACACGUGGUAGUGGAAUCCAAAUUAAUUAAUCAGUUUGUCAAGAGAGGCAGUAUUAAGAGAGAUCAAAAUGGGACCAAGAGAUUUGGCGUCGACAGGGACCAAUAGUGCCACGCACACAACAUAACCAACCCAGCCCCCAUAGGCGGUUAUGAGCCAGAGAGAGAUUGAGUAGGGAGAGACGCACCCGAUGCGCACACCUAUACGGAUGCCCAAAGGGAGCUCGCCCCGCACGCACUGGCCCCGUGGGGCGGCUGGGGGCCCCCGGGGAGCAGGGGGUUCACAUGACACCACCAGACCCUAACACCUGACAGGCCUCAGAGGGAACCAGAAGGUCUUGACAUGGCUCCGACUCGACCACCCAGGGGAGUGACCUGCACACGGACCCCUUAUCCCCGACCAAGACCUAGGCGACGCAGACGAAUUAGGGACGUCCCUUUCUCCCCAGGACUGCACUGGGACGCUAUAACACCCAGCCCCGCACACCUAUCACCCCCCUAGAGGAAGGUGCUUGGCCCGCGCCUCGAACCAAGGAACCCUAACCCAACCGCGCAACGAGCUGCACCCUCAACUAACCACCGCUCUACCCACAACCCUCCCCGCAUGGGGCCCGAAACCAUGGGGCGGGAUGGAGAGAGGGGAAUGGGAGUAACAGCACCCCUAAUGGUCCCCGGGGGGCUGUCCCUGCCGACCCGUGAGGACCCAGCCACCAGCUGAGCCCUAAUAGCAGGCUCGUACCUCAGCAGGGGGGGAGAUAUGAGAAGGGGUAUGCCCAAAGGGGUCAUUAGCGAAACACUGUUAUGGAGACAAAUGUUUGUAUUGUUACAUACUGUCAAACCACAAAACUAAAUAAAGAAUGUCAAAAAAAAAAAAAAUGGGACCAAGAACUGAACCUUGAGGGACUCCGACUGAGACAGGACAAGGAGAGGAGGUGCUGUUGGAAAAAGAGAUACUGAAGGAGCGUUGGGAGAUAUAGGAGGAGAACCAUUAGAGGGCUGUGUCACAGAGACCAAGAGAUUGAAGAGUUAGGAGAAGGAGGCCAUUAUCAACAUUGUCAAAGGCAGCAGAGAGGUCAAGAAGAAUUAGUAUGGAGUAGUGGCCUUUUGGAUUUGUCUGUGAUUAGGUCAUUUGUAACUUUAAUAAGAGCAGUCUCAGUAGAGUGGAGGGGGCGAAAGCCAGAUUGAGGAGGGAGUUGGAAUUUAGGAAGUGAGACAUACGAGUAAAGACAACUCUUUCUAGCUUUGAGGAAAAAGGAAGCAGGGAUAUAGGAUGAUAGUUGGAAGUGGAAGACGGGUCUAGGAAUGGCUUUUUUUAGGAUGGGUACGACAGUAGUAUGCUUAAGGGGAGCAGGGACAACACCAGAUGAAAGAGAGCAGUUUAGGAUGUGUGUUAAGGAUGGUACAAGACAAGAAGUGAGAGCUCUGAUGAGGUGGGAAGGUACUGGAUCAAGCGUACAGGUGGUGGGACGAGAGGAGAAACGCAGCCACCUCCUGUUCAGUAGCUGGAUGGAAGUCUUAGAGAGUAGGGAUGGUAUGGUCCUAGGGAGGGGAGAAGGGGGAAGAAUUCAAUCCUUAACUGUUUAAUCUUAUCAGUAAAAUAACAUGCAAAGCUAUCAGCUGAAAGAUUAGUUUGUGGGGCUGCCACAGCAGGGCAAAGAAGACUGUUAGAAGUAUUAAAGAGAUGCCUAGGAUUGAAGGAGCAUAAACUAAUGAGAAAAGAAAAGUAGGACUGCUUAGCAAGGGUGAGGGCUGCACUGUAUGAGCGCAUGACAAAUUUAUAGUGUAGCAAGUCUGAUAAGGUGCGAGACUUCAACCAGCAGCAUUCAGCUGAACAGGAGCAUCUCUGGUAGCGGGUUGACUUAGUGUGUCACCGAUAGAUGUGCGGCCUCCUUGAGGAGCGUGCUUGAAGUGGGGCUGCAGCAUCUAGGGCAGAGGUGAGGGUAGCAUUAUAUGAGGAGAUAGCCAGAGAGGGACAGGAUAUGGUAGGGAUAGAUGAGCGUCAGCUGAGAGUUGCUGGAGGUCAAGAGAAUUCAGAUUCCAGGGGGUUAGGUUGAGGCAACAGUUGUGGCGAACAAGAACAGUGAAAUUCCUAAUGUUUAAAUUUUUGAUAACACUUAAAGCAGUUUAGUAUAUAUCACAUUGAUUAAUAACACACAUGACAGUCAUGUAAGGUCUGGAAAACAUAAAUACCUCCCUGGAUUAUUUUGCUAUAACAUUCGCUUGUGUGAAAGGUAAACAUCUCUGUUUUCACUCCCCCUGCUUAUCUACAAACGUGUUUGAAUUUGUGUGCUUAAGAUCAUAAAAUCUUUGACUAUACUGGUUUAGAAUUAUUCUUUAACAUAAUAACAUAGUAAUUGUAGCCUGAAAACAAAGUCUCCCGCCAAUUGUAAUAUAGUGUGUGCAGAUAUAUAUAUACCCGUUGCUAAUGAGGUCCAGAAAAAACCCAGAAAGUCAACAUUUCCUUGCAUCAUAGGAAAGGAAUACAUUCUGUCAAAUUUCAGAAUGCUGGGUUUCAUCUUGCAAACGUAUUAUUGUUAUUAAGUGUUCUUGCAUAGCAAGACCACUUAAUGUUAUCUCACAUAUAUAUUAUUAUUAUUCUUAUUAUUAUAGCCAAAUUUACCACCCUAACUCCUCCCACAGUUUUUACACUACAUAAACAGUAAUAUACCGAAACGUGCGGAUUGUUCCCGAUUGGUGUGCACUUACUUUGUGGAACAUUUCGCUGAAUGGUUCACGGAAUAUCGUCGUUCUUGUGGCGGAAUUGGUACCAUAGGAAUGAAUGGCAAAAUGUUCAAAACUAGAGUGGGAGCUGGCAAAAGCUGAAAAAUCAGGACAUGAUUUCUAACUGCCACCACUCCCUCACUCCCACAUCUUAUAUCAAAAUGUUCAGCUAUCCCUGCUGCCACUAAAGAUGUCCACGGCUAAGCCAUAGUCCUGAUAGUUUUCACAAUAUGACCAUUUGUUUGCAACUCACGCCGUCCAUUGACAUACUUUGAAACUCCACUCUAGCCACCUCAAAUUUGAAGGUCAAUAUCUAAACUGCGACUGUGCCUUAAUUAUUAAUAUUCCAGAGACAUACUAUGCAUCAAAAUGUAGGUCUGGGUCUUGUGAUUCUCACAAUAUAAAGCUCUUCGCUGUAGGAUUUAUAGUUUUUAAAAUACGACGGUUUGAAGAUGGAAACCGCCAAAAUACUCUGACCUGUGCCAGGCUGCAGCAGCAAGUGAUGUCAUAGACAGGGCCUUUUGAACACCUGCUAAUGUUUUUAUAAAUGUAUGUUUUAAUGUAACUGUGACGCACUUUGGGCAACAAUGUUGCAAUUAAAUGUGAUAUAUAAAUAAUAACAGUUACUCCGCCCACUCCAGUUGUAGACUACUUGUGGAGGCAAAAACACUUCACACAAUUUCCCCACAAAUUGUAGCUUUUCUAUUUAGUAUUACCCUCCUCGUCUUCUGCCAUAGUCUUCAUGUGUGGUGAAUGGUAUUGGUAAUCAUUAACUGGAUAGGUAUCAGUAAAUGUUCUGACCCAUUCCUCUGCCUUGUAUGCUUUGGGUGGAGGGUAACAUGAGUUAUGGUGUGCUAAAUCCCCAAGCACUGGCUCUUACACUGUGAAACCUGUCCAACCUGAUGGAACCAGUGGGUGACCAGUACUCUGGCCCAAUUAAAACAACUGGUGUACCCUCCGUCAAGGGUUGGUAGAAGUAAUUGGUAUAAGGAUUUACAAGUCCUGUGUGGAACGGUCUUUUAAGUAUUGUCUGUUGCUGUGUGUCGCUAGGCAAACCUGUGAGGCAUGGCCAUUUAUGUAAGAAAUGACAUCCCUUUAAAUGUUCCACAUUGUAUAGCAAAUAUUUUCACUUAUUACACCACAUUUAAAACAGGGCUGGACAGAGUGUGUGUGUAUAUAUAAAGAGAAGUGUGGGGCCAAUAGUCACUGUAGAAACCUUUAGGUUCUUCCUGUUAAUGGUCUUAUACUUGAAUUGCUAUUUAUAAAUACAGCAUUGUUGUUUUUUUUUGUUGUGUUUUUUUAGCAAAUAUUUUGUUAGUCAACAAGUGUUAAUAUAUGUGUAAUCCCAUUAAAAGAAUCAUAUGGCCCUCAAAUGCCACUUCAUAUUGUUUCCCUGGUCUACAAUCAAAUGGACUCUCCAAGCGCCAUAUACUACCUAGUCUCCUUACAUAGACUAUAGAGCACUAAGCUCCCCUCUCUCCCCUAAUUUUAUUAACUAAAGUUGCUAUGACCUGAAAAAUAUUAUGUAAGAGCUUCCUGCUUCUGUUCACUUAUAGGUACUUUUUGAUAGACUUUUGGCCUUUCUUUUUUUUUUUUGCAUGCUCAAAUCUUUAUAGUUUUGGUACACAAAAAGGAAAUGUUUUGCAGAAUUCUGCAUCGUAUGCCUGAAUUUUUAGCCUUGACCCUCAUGCCAGAAAGACUUCUUUAUCAAAAGUAUGCACAAAGUCUCAACCCCCAACAGCACUGAGUGAUUUGGCCUGUAAUUCACAACCUGGCUGCAGAUAGUCAGAGAAGCUACUGUAACCGCAGGUGGUUCCCUUAUUUACCACUAUAAUGUCUUAAAACAUAGAACUUAGUAGGGCUAACCAUACAGAUAUCUUAGCCAUAAUUUUAUAUAGUUAGUAAGAGAUCCUCUAUUUAACAUAUAUAAAUAAUUGAGAAUACAAUAUAAAAUAAGGAUUGUCUUGGAAGCAAUAGUUUUGUCUUUUUGGAUAUUUAUUAUAUAAAAAUAUAAAAUCCAUAUAGCAGAAUUUCUAAGAUUAAACUAAAUGCUCACAAAUAUCAUUAAUAGGUUAACAUACCCUUCUGAACAUGUCAUCAUGUCAGCCUCUCUGUCAUUUUAAGAUGGAGCAGCGUCUGUUUCCAAGUCUCUCCUCUGUGUCUUAACAUUUAAAAGUACACCUAUUUAUACCUUAGGUGUCUCCAUUUUAGGGUUACCGUAGUUCAUUUACUUUAUUCAUUUUAGGACCUCCCUUAAUUUGGCAAACAUACAAGGCCAUAACUAAAGGGUGCAAACGUCAUGGAAAUUUUCCUGACUUAGUUCAAGAUGGCAUCUUAAAGUCUGAAUAGGUUAUCUGUUGUUUAUACUAAGUCGUAAGUGUACAGUCGUGGGAGAUUCCCAGAUUUGGGUAAGUUCCAUUAAUUUGGGGUUACCACAGUAUAUUGUGUACUGCAAGAGUCGUAGCAUAGCCUUGAAGCUUGUUUAUGCAUUAUUGUUAUUGUAAUUCGUCUGGGACAAAAUGGCGCAAACAUAUUAUGCACUGAGGUUAUUGCUUAAAGAAACAUGUAUGAAAAACAAUAUGUUCUAUUUCUAACACCUUGUCAGUUUGCAAUAUCUCUUAAAGACAAAGUACACAGUUUAAGAAAUACAUUUCAUUCUAAAACGUGUAAUAUUUGCAUUUGCCCAUAACACUACAAACAGGUAGUGAUAUCCUUACUAUCAUAGGCGUGCGCAGCCUAUUGCAUUAGGGUGUUUACCCUAAAGCACAAGCACACGCCGCUUGUAUGUAUGUGUGUGUGUGUGUGUGUGUGUGUGUGUGUGUGUAUAUAUAUAUAUAUAUAUAUAUAUAUAUAUAUAUACACACACAUACAUAUACGCGGUGUGUGUGCUCUGUGUGAGGGUGCUGGUAGUGUGCUAUGUGGGUGAGGGUGUUUGUGUGUGUGUGCAUGUGAGGGUGCUGGUAGUGUACUAUGUGGGUGAAUGUGUUUGUGUGUGUGUGCGCGCGCUUGUGAGGGUGCUGUUAAUGUACUGUGUGUGAGGGCGCUGUUUGUGUGUAAGGGUACUGGUAGUGUGCUGUGUGUGUGUUUGUUAGGGUCCUGUUAGUAUGCUGUGUAAGAGUGCUGUUUGUGUUUGUGAGGGUACUGUUAGUGUGCUUUGUGGGUGCUUUGUGUGUGUUGUGUGUUUGUGCUGUAUGUGUGCUGUGUGUGUGUGUGGGUGCUGUAUGUUUGGGUGAUUUGUGGGGGUGGAGGUGGGGGCAGAUUAGUUAAUAAAUAUCCCCCCUCCCUUCUUACUUUAUGUAGGGAGGGGGGACCGUGCUGCUGCCUUCCGUGGUGGUCCAGUGGAGGUGGGGGCAGAUUACUUAAUAUCCCUCCUCCCUUGUUACCUUAUGCCAGGGUGGGGGGAUCCUUUCUGCCUUCCCUGGUGGUCCUAGUGGUGAGAGGGAACUCUAGCCUGCGGGGCUAGAGUUCACUCUCACGAGAGCAAGAUCUGAGCGUUGCCGCGGUAACCACGGCAACGCUCAGAUCUCACGAGAGGAACCCGGCGGAGCUGCUGGCAAGAGCUCCCCGGAUCCUCUCCUGUCUCCCUCCCUGCCUGUGGGUCAGUGGGGAGGCUGAGAGCAGAGCCGGCUCUGCAUGAGCCGACAGGGGAGAUCCUGAGAUCUCCCCUGUCGGUCUCACUCCAUAGGCGUGCUGCGGGGAUUAGGGUGUGCCCAGGCACACCCGGCACACCCAGUGCGCACGCCUAUGCUUACUAUAUAUCUUCCUGGGAGUUCUCUCCUCUUCCAGUGAAGGUUGUUAUGUUGUUCAGAUCAUUCAGUACUGUCAGUGACUGAGCUGUGAGCAUACCUUUUGAUAAGGAAGUCUUUUUCUGGAGUGAGGGGAUGUGGAUAAAGAGGCAGGCUUAUGGUGUAGCAUUCUGCAAAACAUUUUACUUAUUUCAUGCAAAAAUUAUAAAGAUUAGAGCAUGCAGAAAUACUGGAUGUUGUAAAGGCAAAACCUGUCAAAUGCGUUCAAGUAUUAUUGGUGUCUGGAGUGUCCCUUUUUAUGUCCGGAGUGGCCCUGUAAUGCAUGAGCUCUUAUGGUAUGUGGAUGUCUUACAAGUGCUAAGUAACUUUUUUUUUCUUUCAUUCAUAGACUUCACUUUCCCUUUUCACAGCUACCAAAACUGUAUCUUAUGUGUUCAAUAAUGUGUCAAAAAAUUGUAUAACCUAAUCUACACUCUAACCAUAACAUAAGCAGGAGAGAUGAAAUAAAACUUUAAAAGGGCAUAGGGCCACCAUCAGGGGUCCAGGCCCCAUAUUUACACUGUGUGUGUGUGUAUAAAUAUAUUUAUCGCUGUACAUAUGUGCUCUGUGGCGGAUCUACCACCACACACUGAGAGGGCCCAUCAGGUAGCCCAUGCACUAAGGGCCAUCCGAUGGACUUAUCUCCUAAGCCGCCUGAUUGUGCGCUGCCUCUCUCUAAUAGAGCAACUGGGCCCCUUUAAAGAUGGCAGCCAGUGCUGGGAGGAAGUGAGGUAUCUUCUUCCGAGCUAAUACCCAUGUGAUAGGAAAGAGGCACAGGAGAAAGCAUAGAGGAGGGGAGAGCCAGACCCUGACUCCCACCAGCUCCAGCCAGCAGAUGCCACACUCCGAGAGGUAAGAAACAGAGGGUGGCUAAAGAAUAACCAACGUCUGUGUGUCUGCAUCUGUGUGCACCUGAGUGUAUGUGUGUGUGUACCUCUGUGUAUUUGCAUGUAUGCCAGUGUGUGUGUGUGUAUAUGUAUGUGUGGCAGUGUAUACAUUGCAUACAAAUGCACAUCUGCAUUCAAACACCAGCAUUCACACACACACACAUACUCCGUACAAAACCAUGCUUACAUUCAACCACACAAACACUGCUCAGUGCUUAAUACAGCCAUGCAAGGAUGGGCAAAUUGUAGAUCCCUACCUGGCAAACAUUGUGGGACUUGUACCGCAUAUGGGGAUCUAUAUUUUGGCCACUCUUAUGCUAGAGGGGGCCCAAAAAAAGCAUUGCACCAGUAUUGCACCCUCUUUACAUUAGUUCCACCACUGCACGGGCGGGCCCCCUGCCGCCUGCAUAUUGAAGAGGAUGCUCAGCUCAUGUGAUCUUCUGCUUCCGGAAGCUUUCUCCAACUCUCGCAAACCCCGGCCACUGCACACAUCAUCCACACAAACACACACUGCAUUCACUACACAGGCACUAAACACACACACCGCAUCCACUGUACACACACUGCAUCCUUGUGGGCGGACCUGGGCAUGGACCCUGUGGGUGGAUUAAGGGGUGGGCCCCAGGGGCCCAAAACGUAAACUGUGUUUUAGAAAUAUAUGUUUGGAGAUCGUAGUUGCCAAAAUUCUGAAAAAAACAUUCCCAGGGAUUCAAGAGAGAUGUGUCAAAGUGCUGCCUACACUUUUAUGUCUAAUUUUCAGAAAAUAUUGGCUGUAAUUUGUUAGAAGGUGUUUUUCUUCCCCAUCUGCUGCUUCUUUUUUUGCUCUAUCCAUCUUUUUGAAUAUAUGCCAUUUUUCAGGCAACAUAACAGAUUUAUUGGUCUUUCUGAUUCUUUUUUCCCCUCCAGAAUAUCCCUCCUCAGAGCCACAUUCUUCUGUUUGUGUGGUUUACAGGAGACAGGGCUUGAUCUUAAAUGCAACCAUGCUAUAAGCCUUCCUAAUAAGUUGCAGAACUAUUGGAGAGUGCCCUGAUAUUUGGGCCCCCUACUGAGCAGGUGUAGCCAAAAGAUAGAUCAUCAUUGGCUGUAUAAUGCUUUGCCAGCUGGGGAUCUCCAAUUUGCCCAAGCUUGAAGGUUUUGUCUGUGUGUUUAGAAAUAUGUGUGUUUUGAAUGCAGGGGUGUAUUUGUGUGUAGUGGUCUGCUCCUGUCUCCCCUUCACCUCUCUGUGUUUCUAUCCCCUGCAUAGCUCUCUGCACAUCAGGAGGAAGUAAAGUGUAAUCACUUCCUCCUGGCUGUGCGGGUAGGACUGCAAGCUAACAGGGGCCCAGGAACAAUUCACAGGACACAUCCUAAGACCCAUUUUGCGCCAGACCAUAGCCCAAAUCAUGGGACUGUCCUGGCAAAAACAAAACUGUUGGCAACGGCACCGAGGUAAUCGCUCCGGGUUACUUUUAAUUGGGCUGUCUUCAAAAUUACUGGGCUUAGGAAUAACUGCAUUUUCAGACACCCCUUGCCUCUUUUGUUUUUCUUUCAGCUUCCAUCAUCAUUUUUCUAAUAAUGUUGAAUAAUGCUAAAUAGAUGUUUGUUUUGUAAUGUAGUAUGUGUUUAAGGGCUGUAAGUAAGAAGUGUGUGUGUGUGUGUGUGUGUGUGUGUGUGUGUGUGAUGUAGUGUGUUUUUGCUGGUAAAGCAGUGUGUGUAGGGCAUGCAGUAUAUAGAGAAUGGUGUGCUAGGAAAAUUCAGCAUCUCCAUGCAGGGUGUGGGACGCUGAACAGCAGGGCUGCUUACUGUGCAGCCCUGAGCCAAGAAGACCCUCCAGUGGCCAUCUGAGGAGUGGCCCCUUGAAGGUGUCGCUAGGGGCAAUGUAAACACUGCAUUUUCUCUGAAAAGGCACUGUUUACAUGAAAAUGCCUGAAGGCAACGCUUAUACUCACCAAAACAACUACAUUAAGCUGUAGUUGUUCUGGUGACUAUAGUUUCCCUUUAAUGUUUGAUAUGUAAUAUUAUACAUAGUAACCUUUUAGAAGUGAUUUAUAACUACAAAAUCUAUUUUUGUUUUGCUCCUCUCUAAUGGCCUAGAACUGUUGUUAUUCCUGUUUUGGGUGUGACUCCCGACCUGCUACCUAUAUCAGAUAACCUGAAAAACAUCAAACCUUUGUACUAGUUCUGGUUGUUGUUAUGAACCUAAUCUUAUCUUCUGAAAGUCUGGUCCCACUUCUUGUGCAAAGAAUGUGUACACAUGUGCUUUAUAGAUUCAGUGCAUAUAAAUAUGUCAUUAAUAAAACUGUACUUGCUAUAACAAUAAUGUAUCGCGCACUGCAGAUUUCAGACAUCUAACUAUAUAUGUUUUUGUAUUUUGUUGACAUAACCUAAUUUAGAGAACAUCAAUAUUACACAAAGGAGUACAAAUGUGAUAAAUUAAAAAGAAAAAGUUGCAGUCAAACGUGUUAUUUGUAAUCACUUUUAUGGUGUUGAAGAUACAGUAAAUGUAUUUGGAAAAUCCCCUCCAAUUUAUUUGAAACGUCCAGAAAAACUUUGCCAUAUAAAGUAAUUUGAUCGACUAUAACAGUAUUGGUUCAGGUCUCCCGACCGUCCUAAUUUUAGCUUUACCACCCCUAUUCCAGGGUCCUGUCCCACUAUCCCAGGAUGUGGGAGAUAAGGGAACGUUCCUGAGGCAGCACAGCGCAAAUGCAUCAUUAGAUGUGCUCACGCUGUGCUUCAGGCUCUAAGAGCUCGCAGAGAGGGCCAAAGCACAGCUGUCUGCAUGGUCUUCAGUGUUUGGGGUAAGCCUAGGCAGGAUUGUCCACUUUCUAGGCAUGAAUGCCUGUUAUAUGAAUCGCCAGUGACCCGCCACAUCCCAAUGUUGGUAAAAAUGUUGACUGUCAUUUCGAUAGCUAUGAAUAGAUUUUAUUUUGAUUUGGAGAGUGUAGGAAUGGCAUAAAUCAAUAUGGAAGACAUAAGUUAUUGUAAAGGCAAUUGGGGUGUAACUGUAUUAUAGACUCGAACGGUUCUUUGAUACUUUCAUAUAAAUGGCUUUAUGUGUAAUGGAACACAUUUUAAAUGCAUUUGAAAAGCAAAUGACUGGUUGAGCACAGCCAUUAAUGCUCAUGUUCUGUAAGUCCCCAGUGCUUCUUUAUGAGAAGCUUUGGAUUGGACCCAAGAUCAUCAAUUACAAUCAUGGGCAUUGGCGAGGACACUUACUUUAAUCUACAUUUUGUUUCUCCAUUAACACAGGGUGGGGUUAAAUCUUAAACGAAAAAUGAACACCUAAAUGUUAAAAAUAAAUAUUGUAGUGUUCCUUUAAUGUUUGUAACGUAGUUUUCAGUGUUUUUAUUUUUGUAAAAAAAACUUGUGCAUUAUAGCCUAAUUAGUGCGAACUCCAAUUUUCUUACACACCGGAAAAAUGGAAGUCAGCUGCAACCAAUAAGGGGUAUUUCCAUAUGAGUACUCCACUGGGAAGCCAACUGUAAAUGCUACUCCUGUAGUACUUAGUUCCUGUAAGAUUGGGCAUAUUUAUUCAACUUCCUCCAAUCUGCUGGAGUUGCAGGCAACAACCUAGAACUAUGCUCCAUAUCAGUUCCCCCCAAAUAUCUAGUUACUGGCAGUUUGUAGGCACCCUGAUAAGACAUCCUCCAAAAACAUCUACCACUUCUUGAAUAACAUUUCCUUUUUCGACAUGCUCCCCAUGUCGUUCAGGGGACCCAUAAAACCCUUACUCUUCACAUCAUCUUGGCAGACAGAAUUAAUCUAGCCUAGAUGGAAAGUACCCAAUGACCCACCAAAUUCUCCAACUAGCAAUGUGUUACAAUUACCCUGAAACCAUGAGAAAUGGCACACAGGUUGACAAAUUCCACAGAGAAAUUUAAUGAAAUAUGUCACAAAGUCAUGCAUUUCUGCUGGUCCCUGUAAUAUCUUGUUGGAAGGAAGGGUAGGAAGAGCUAGGGUAGAAGAACCCUUACCCCGGCUCUCCCUAGGAGGUAGGAAGAGCUAGGGUAGAAGAACCCUUACCCUGGCUCUCCCUUUUUUUCCUUCUGAACAAGUUGUUACAGGUUAUGUUAUGCAUGGAUGUGUAUUUACUAAGAUAUAGGCCUUAGAUCUUUAUCCAGCACCUAACUGUUGUUUUUGCUUGCCAUAUAUUUUGUUACACAUAUAUGAUUUUCAAGACAUUUUUCUUUAUAUAUUGAAUUAUUAUUGGCUGGACUUCUGUGAGACAUCGUUGACACUUGAACCAUGUAGUAUACAAACCAAUAAAAAUUAUACAUGGGGAGGGGGGACAUGUGCAAAAAAAAAAGAUAGGAAAUGAGUUUAACAGUGUAACGUUUAAACAAAAAGUCAUCUUUUCACAAUACACCAGCAACCAGCUUUAUUCCAAAUGGUGCACAAAUGUUAUUAAAACGUGUAAUUUCCAUCUGGUAUAGCCAGUUUUGUCACAAGGUCAUUAGAGCUAGUCUAUUAGGACACAGAGACAGAUAGGAAACGCUGGAAAAAGCUAAGCGAGAAGAAAUAAAAAGGGGUGAGGAGAAUUUCAAGUGACGAAUAAGGUGCAGCAACGAACAAAGAUUGAAAUGCGGGUAGAUUGGGCAAUACUUUAAGGAGAGAACAUACACUGUUAGGUAAGAUGGGAUCUCGAGGAUCUAGUAUAGACAUUUAGUCUAACCAAGGUUGAAGGUAACCAUCGAGCAGGACAAUUACCUAAACCUAUCAUGAAGAACAGUUCACAGAGCUUCACUGUCAUGGAGCUCCUCUUGCUUUGUCUGCUUCUACUGUAGGAUGGACAGUAUCUUUUGCUUCUAUUGAGCCAACAUAGUUAUACUAGUAUUCAGAUGUUUUUGUUUGGAGAUUUCUGAGAUGCAGCAACAAGGAUCCAGGCAGAAGGCAAGUCUGGCCUGUCUACCUUAGAAUUCUGUAUAAUAUUAACAUAUGUGUUAUCUAGGCCUUUAUUAUGUGCAUUCUUGAUUAACUUUUUCAUAAAUUGAAAUAAGACAUUUUGUCAAAAUAAAUGUAUCCAAAAAAAAGGGACACUCUAUAAGCACCAUGCCAGCUACUGCUCAGUCUAAAUGUUUGUCAAACCUUUUGGGCAGCUAACCCAUCCUCCAGCGUUAUCAGUCUGCCACUGCAGUCAUGUUGGACAAAUUUUCCAUUGAUUAUGUGGAAGUGUAAACAUUGUAUUAUCAAUGUGGAUAAGGUGAACGCAGUCAGGAAAUAGCCCCUAUUUUGGUAAGCAACCAUUUUGGUUUGACAUAGAAUCAGUCACUUGCUCCCAGGGUGUGUGUUGGGUACAUAAUGACUGCACUGAGCUGUAGAGGUUAUGUUGCUCGUGGUGCCCUUAAGAUCUUUCAUAUGAUAUAUGAUUUUAAAAUAGAGUGUCCAAUAAUGCUAUUAAAUCAGAUUUUCAAGACUCCCUUUUUUAAUGAAAAAGCAACAGUGUUUUAAGACAUCCUGCCUGAUUCUGGCUCGCAAGGACUGCAUGAACAACUUUUCACCUUUUUCACUAGGCUGAAUUGUUUAAGGGUUCUAACAAAUGAAUGCAAAUAAGCUGGAUAUUUAAAAAUAUGUACCACAACAGUAUGUUGAAGUACAAAAGGUCACAAAGUGUAGCUCAAGCAAAGAAAACAAACUCCAUAAACUCACUGAACCAUAUGUUUAUAUCCUCUAGUGAAACUUUAACACCGUGACUACAAACCCUUUUAGAAAAUAUUUGCCACACUUAUCUUCUCAAUUUAACUCUCACCCACAUUAUUUGCCUUUAUUUACCUGUUCAUGUUGUUACAAAGUGUGUAUGAUUUAUAUUUAUCUGUACAUCUCUCUAAUAUUUGCUGUUACUGUAGUCUAAAACCCCCUGCAAAAGAUAACACCUCCAACUAGGCUGCAUCCAAGGCCAGUGACAAAUCCCACCCUUUAACUACUACAGCCCUAAAGUCCUCACCCCAACACUGUUGUUGUAUUCCCCCAUUUCUAUUCUUCUGCUUGGGUCUAUCUCUCCCAGUUCUCCUAAACCUUCUUUUGUGUCUUUCCAUUUCUCACAUUAGCCCUAAUUAACAUUACUCUAGUAGUGUAACCAACAGGGAUGUGCUAAAGCUAUACUGCACUACUUUGAUUUGCUACUGCCAAGUAUAAAAUGAUAAAAGCACCAGUAUUCUGUCACCUAAAUAGAACAGGAGUUGAAGAACUCCACUUUCAGAGCUUUAGUCCCUAAAACCACCCCUAACAACAUCUGUGCAAAUACUUCUUCUGUUUCAUUUUUGCUAACACUUCCUGUCUUCUUCCCUGUCUUUAACAGAAGGUAGACCCGGAAGUGGACUGUUUUCUACAGGAUCUGAGACAAAGGGUGAAGAUUGGAGUAGUGGGAGGCUCUGAUUAUGGAAAGAUUGCUGAACAGCUUGGAGAGGGCGAUGAGGGUAAUUCAGUAUAUUUUGACUAUGGGGGCAGGUAUUGAGAUGACAACAAAGCUCUUUUUUUUGUAUCUAGAGAGUCAAGAUAUUUCCACCCAUAAUUCACAUUAUAAAUAUUUCUUGGUAGUGGUUUGUGUCUACCAUACAAAAGUACGUACUCCAUCCCACCCUCUGGAGGGCUUUCCAACAAGGGCUCAAAAACUUUUUAACAAAAUAAUAUUAGCUCUGGCCACACCGUGGUAAGUUACCUCAGUUCCACCAAUGAGCUAGGUUAGGACCAAAAUCCAAGACAAUCAUUUAAUGGAUAAAUUGUUAGCAAUGGUUUACAACACACUUCAUUCGAAAAGAUAUGGACACCAUGGCAAGACUAUAUUUAUUGUUUUAGUUAUGAAUGUACUUUUUUAUCACAAGGUUACACUGCAGUGGGCUCCAUCCCCCCUUCUUUUUCCUUUCUUUAUUUUUCCCCAUAUCCUUAUUUCAGAAAAGUAGAAAUGAGCAAUUGAUACUAUUUGUUUCACCUUAGUGUUUGUAUUGCCUGCUUCUUCAAUUCAUAAAUAAAGAACUUAAAAAAAAAUAAAAAAUAGUAUGUACGCCACUACCUCAAACACACCCAAGGUUGCAUCUUGGAUACUUAGCAUUGCAAUUAAUGGCUCGCGUCUCCCAGGAUUUUCCAAUCUUGAUAUGCACAACAUAUACAUAAAAAAUCACCACGUUCAGUAAUUUCUGAAAUAUCACGACACACCCUAAUCCGUGGAUUUAAAAUCACAUCGAAGUGCAAUUAAAAAAUUAAAAACAAAACUAGUGUAUCAGUGAUAUACUUAUUUAACGAAUUUCAUUUUGUUUUUAUUGUUUUAUUUGCACUUUAAUGUGAUUUACAACCCACUGGGAGCCCCUAAGGAAGCCUGCUGGGACGAAACGCAUAGUGUGUGAGUGGUGGUUUGGAAACGAUUGGACCAGGUGAAGUUUUAUGUGACAAGCAUUGAAUAAUUUUAAGUGUUACAUGCAAAAAAUUCAUUUUUCUUAUGGUAUAGAACAUUCUGCACAAUCUUAUUUUUGUAUUUAAUUUUUAUUAUCAUGAAAUAUCAAGGCUAAUGCUGAUUGCCCUUUAUGGGAUUAUACUUCAUCCAGAAAGCCUUGAAUCUAUUAAAUGUGGUUUCUGUUCCUCUGUUGUAGGUUGGCUGUGUCUCUAUAGUUGUAUUUAGUUUAGUGGUUUGUUUCUGCACUACAGUGGAAUUAUCUCUUUUCCAAAUCCUUACCCCGCUAUUCAGGCCAAAUGACAUAGGUUGUAGAGCUAUACUCAAUAAAAAUUCAUAGUAUUACUUAUUUAGUGUUUUUAAAGGUCUAACAGAUUUCUCUGUCUAUUAGUUUCUUUUCUAUUGUAUGAUCAUAUGUGUUUGUGAAGUAUUUUAGCUUAUUCAUCUGUGCUUCAGAGGUUGCCGUUUCAGUAGGUACAUUUUAAAAGCAUUAUCGCAGUCCAUAAAUAUUGCUUUUACAUUUGCCAUUAUUCUGUCCUUGGUUGUUAUGUUUUGCUACUACAGCCCCUUUUAUAUAGCUAUAGUACUACUCAUAUUUAGUCUCCCCCAGCAGUUCUCUGACAUUUAGCAAUUAAAUAACUUGCCACACUUGCCCUAGUUUGACUCACCCGGCCUCACUACAUGAAAUAAUUUAGCUUCCCCUCUUGCACAGUAUGUUUUGUAUUAAUUUUUUCUCCCGUUCUUUUAAUUUAAUGCUAGAGCCCACAUUGGCCUUGUUUAAUUAACAGAACAUUUAAAGUAAACACACUCUGCUGCAAAAAUGAAAUUUCCCCCUCCCCCCCCUCUAUUUUUCAUGGAGGCUGUGUGAGUCCCUGCCACUGAAGAUGUAGCUAGGGACGCAUAUAAAAGGUUAUUUAAAGUUAUUUAACUCCUAAGCAGGAAAGAAAUGAGCAGUGUGACAGCAUGUGCAUGGUCUAAACCAAAACUGCUACAUGAAGCUAAAGUUAUUUUGGUGCGUAGAGUAUUCCAUUAAUUCUGCUUCAGAUAGUCAAAACAUUAAACCGAACAAAUAUUAAUGCCUACUCUAUUUUUUACUGUUUACUAUCCAGGUCAGCAUUAGUUUCACUAUCUUGGCAAGGAAAGCUAAGGACAUAGCUAUUGUAGUCUAUAGUUUCUGAAACCUAGCAAUGACCCUAAUGUUCCGUAUCACUUUUUUCAUUGAAGUGGUCCAGAAGUUUGAUUACAUAUUUGCUGAGAAUGGAACAGUUCAAUAUAAGGAUGGACAACUCAUUACCAGACAGGUAAGCCCAACACUUUUCUGUAAUUUGAAUAACUUGCAAUUAAAUAUGUACUCAGGCAUACAUCACUAAUAUAACAGGUUUAGGCUGCAGUCCACGCUGUAAAACAAAUCACGGGUUGUUUUUUUUCUUUCCAUUUGUUAGUGCAUGUAAAAUCCAUAAAACAUGCUUACGCUAAUGUGUAUAUUGAGUAUGCAAGAGCGAUAGAUUUAAAAAAAAAAAAAGUAAAAAUAAUGAAUAAAAAAUUCUACUAACAUAGGGAUUGCUUAUCUUAAAACAGUAAAGAGAGUUGAGAUUCAGCAACUAAGUAUAAUUAAAAAGUGCUGUAAUAGCAAAGUUCUGUAAAGCAAGGUAUUAAUGCAUUUUUUUUUUUUUUUUUUAAAUUUAAAUGUAAAAUGACUUGGUGGAUGUUAGUUCGGCAAAUUUUAUUUUGACCCUGUGUAACUUUUUUUGGUGUUUUAAGUGCAACUACUUGGGAUUGCUCUCGUUUUACACAGUUAUCUCUUUUUACGCACCGCUCAGAGCAAGGGGAAAGCCUUGGUAGGGUCAUAUAAAAUUUAUAUGUAGAUACUUUCCACUCACUAGUUGGAUUGUGGAUGGCUCCUUCAGAAUGUUCUCACAAAAUUCACCUAAAUUGAUAAGCACUUCAUAAUCCAGGGGAUUUUCCUUGCCACAGUACAGGAUGCUUCUUUAUACAUGUCAGCUGACAUAUCAUUCACAACCGAGUCUCAUGCAACACAGCUCUUCUAAAGGCUUUAUUCACUUAACUUCAAAUUGUAGCAAAUUAAAAUCUGAAUUUCAACAAUAGUUGACUUGGACCAAUUCUCCAGCCAGCUGUGCAGUGGUGGAACCAAGUAGAGAGGGCCCUGGUGCAAGAUUUUUUUGGGGGCCCUCCCCUUUCACAAGAGUGGCCAAAAGGUAGAUUCACAUUUGUCAUGCAGCUCCCACAAUGCCUUGCCAGCUGGGGAUCUACCAUUUUCCCAUCCUUGCAGGGUUGUAUUUAUUUAUGUGCUUGAAUUUUUAGCAUGUUUCAGCAUGUUUUGUAUGGAGUAUGUGAGUGAAUGUAGUGUUGUGUACAGACAUGCAUUUCUGUGUAGUGUGGUUUUUGAAUGCAGUGGUGUGUUUACAUAGAACCACAACUUUAUAUUAAAACUCCAACAUUAUACAAAGUCUUGAUGUUUGAAUGCAGGUGUGUAUCUGUAUGUAGUGUUGGCACAAUGCUUAGAUGUAUACACAUUGAGAUGUACAGGUGCAUAGACACAGAUACACACUGAUAGACAGAUACGCAGAUACAUAUACACAGCACAGCACAGGUACACACAUGUUGAUACACAUUUUCAGCCACCCUCCUGUUUCAUAUCUUUGAUUAUCUCAGUCGAUCCAAUACUUCUGCAUAUGGUGUAUGUAUCCAAUGACCUCAUAUAACCAGGACUUGAAAAUGAGAGAAAUCUCAAUGGAUCCUUCCUGGUACAAUAUUUUGUAAAUAAAUAAAUAGUAUCCUAUCACUCCUUACACUGACCUCUUGAAACUUUUUUUAGGCCAUCCAGAACCAUCUUGGUGAAGAGCUGCUUCAAGAACUGAUUAACUUUUGCCUCAUGUACAUUGCACUACUCAAACUCCCCAAAAAACGGUUGGUAACCAUCUUAUGUUAUCCUAAUAAGAUGUUGCAUAUCUCUGUAACAUUUUACGCUGUCGUAAAAUAACUGUUUAUCUUUCUAAUUAGGCUGUAUCUUUCGAUAAAGUUAACCUCAAAUACUUUUUUCUGAGUUCUCUCUUUACAUCUGUUAUUCCACGUAUGAUACUGAAUGCCAUACCUUUUGUAAUUAAAGGGUUAUCCCAAACACCAUGACUACUUCUGUGAUUUAAAAAAAGGCAUGGAGUCUGGAGUCCGUGCAGUGUUUCACUAUGUAACACGCUUCACAAACUGAGUUUAACCCCUUAUCUGCCACAGGUGUAACUCCAUCAGUCAGGUGUCGUUAGCCAACCCAAAACAAGAGUUCCUGGCAGACUAAUAUUAAUUCUGUACAUAGUUCUGUUUUCGAUUGACUUAGAGUGAUCUGUUGGCACUCUCAGCCACUGAAUGGAGAUGGGAUCGGCAUUUAGCUUCUGCAGCUCUGUAGAAGCCUUAUGUCAUAAACCAUCAGGAGAGGACACCCAGUGUAAUAUAACCACUAAAGCAGACUGUAGUGCUUGUGAUGGUUGGGGUAACCCUUUAAUUGUGGUAAUAGAAAUGGCAGAAGCCUGAUCCUUUUCUACUUGGGAGAAAAUGGUUUAUAUAUCUGACCAUGUUUACUUUUUGCUUGAUAAUUGUUGACACUACAAGAGGGCAUUGUUUGUCUACUGGAUAUUUAGUCCACAUUGCCUUUAAUCUUUCUUUGUACUUCAAGGUUUGUAAUAUGUUAAUGCAGUAGACAGUGAUAAAUAGAAUGAUUAAUUGCUGCAGAAAAAAUGACCAACUGAGAAUUCAUAUGAAAAACAAUAUUCUUAUUUAUGAACUCCACUUUAAGCUUAAAAAUGUUCUAUAACUAAAGAAAGAAAAAAGGAUAGAAUUGAAUGAGGGUUAAGUAAAAUAAAGAUAAUUCACCACUAACAGUCAAAAAGUAAAAUUAUAGAAGUAAAAAUACUGUAAGUCAUUCAUCUAAAAAUUGUAUUCUGUGUUCUCUUUUAGAGGGACCUUUAUUGAAUUUCGUAAUGGGAUGCUGAAUAUCUCGCCCAUAGGGAGAAGCUGUACUCAAGAAGAAAGGCUUGAAUUCUCAGAGUUAGAUAAAGUAUGUUAGAACAUUGCUGUUCUGGGAGGCACACGCCUUUUAAAUAGUCUGUCAUGAAUUAAUUAGACAACCUAAUUCUAGAUAUUCAUCAUUGGCUCUCUCAAUAAACAGAAUUGUCCUAUAACAUUACAAUUCCAUAUAUUCUGCAUUUACCACCAUAUUUACAAUGGAUUUCAGAUUCCCUUUUUAUAAAUUUCAUUUUUAUUGCGAUGCAUCAAAAUCUUAUAACAGGGAUAAUAUCUUUAUUCUAAACAUCAUCAAAGGACAAUAUGUAUUAAUACAGUAUGGAACAAUAGCUCCCUUUUUUGAGUUAUAUAAAUGACCGUGAUGCCUCCUGCCAUAAAAUCAUUCAGCUUAAACAAAUAAAACACAUAAACGGAGGGUACAAUCUGCCAUUAUAACAUGCCAUACUAAAUCAUUAGGUGACCAAAAAAAAAAAAGUGCCAAGACCUACCCUAUUACUCAUCUUUCGGAGGCACCUUCUCUACUCAUGGAGCUAGGGUUACCUGCAGGAUUUAUAUUGUCAGUGAAUCGUCCUUCGUGGUUCGUAGACCAUAUUACAUAAUUUGUGCCCAGAACAGCCUCGCCGAGGUCUAGCGCAUUGCUUACCUGAACGGCACUAUCAGUGCACAUUCUCUUUUUACACACAAUCUGCAAAUUAAAGUGACCAUAAAUGUAUGAUAACCAUAAUUUACCUCCUGAUAUUUUGUAUCCUUUAGAAAGAGAGAAUAAAAGAGAAGUUUGUGACAGCUCUAAAGAAAGAAUUUGCUGGGAAAGGAUUGCAGUUUACAAGAGGUGAACUUCCCCCCACCCCCCAUAAAGGUUCUCUAAUUCUAGUGUUGCCUUCUCAACAAAUGUGUACAUGUUUUCGUGUGUCUGAAGCUUUUCCUAGCUGCCUUUUGUUUUCUCGCAUUCUGUAUAGUUUAAAUUCUUCGUGUAUAUAUUUCUUUCCAGUGUCGUCCUCUCUUUUCUUAUGUUACUCGUGUCACUGAACCUGUGUGAUUCUAUUUUACUCUCCACUCAAGUUACCUCCUGGUUUUUGUUGCUGUUAUACGAUGUCCUGUUAUUUAUGUAUUUUCACUCCUUUUUCUCAAAGUUUAAUCCUCCUUGUCUACUCUGACCUAUCCCUCUAUGUUUAUCAUUAAUAUACGUCACAUCAACUCCACCUCUUAUCCCAGAUCCAAACAUCUUGCUUAUAAUUCCUUUUGCACCUCCUAGGUGGGAUGAUCAGUUUUGACAUUUUCCCGGAAGGUUGGGACAAGCGGUACUGUCUUGAUGCUCUAGCUGAGGAAAAGUUUAAUACCAUUCACUUCUUUGGAAAUGAAACGUCACCGGUGAGAACCAGUAUUUCAUAUAAAAAGUCAAAAAUAGAAUUGAUAAGAACAGGCAGAAACGCACUCAGGUCUCAUAAAUGUUUUGACUAACUUUUGCCAUUAUAGAGAGAACCUACUGUGCUAUUUAAAAUAUCGAAUUGAUCUCACCAUCAUGUGAGGUCCAGAUCUGAAAUGCUACAGACCCUGUUCAAUAAUUUUUUACUUGAAAUUUGAAGCAUACAUAUUUCAGGGCUGCCAUCAGAAAUUUUGGUGUCUCUUACACAGCUCAAGGCCUGGGACCCUGGGGCACACCCCCAGGUCAACCCACACAGAUAAGUAAAGUAGAUGCAGUGUGUGUAUAGUGGAUGCAGAAAGUGUGUGCAGUAAACACAGAGUAUUUGUGUAUAGUUGAUACAGUAUGUGUGUGUUUGAGGUGUUUGGAUAGGGUUUUGUAUUGGGAGUGGGUGGUGGGAGGGAGGUGGCAGUUUUUUUGUUUUUAUGUAAUGGGAGGAUGCUAGUUUUCCUGGUGGUCUGGUGCCAGAGCAGCUUCUGUACUGAAGAGGGUCCCAGGAGACUCCAUCUUCCUCCUCUGGCAUGCUGCAGGGACUAGGCUCUCAAGUGAAAACCAGACUCACUGGUGGUCCUUGGGAACUGUUUUCUAAUGGUUUUGAAAAGGAGAGGGAGGAGGGAAAAAAAUAAUUUAUUUCUAAAAAGGCUGGCUAAAUUUUAUUUUCACAGGGUGGGAAUGAUUAUGAGAUCUUCACUGACCCACGUACAAUAGGUCACACAGUAGCAUCUCCUCAGGACACUGUACGAAGAUGUAAAGAACUUUUCUUCCCAGAGAGAAACAAUGAAAUCUGAUAUGGUUUCCAAGAACUCCAUUUAGUGAAUGUUGGACCAUGGCUUGGCUCCUGAAAAGCCUCAUCCUUAUCAAAGUACUCCUAUUUUUAUGUUAACCAAAAACCUAGAUGAUAUGACCAUUCAUGUAAGGAACUCAGGCCAUUCUGUGACAUGCGUUUCAUCAAGAGAACUUUUUUCUUUACAUAUCUGCAUUAUUGAUGUUGAACAGCUGUUAAAAUCAUGUGGUUGGAUAUUACACGUCAACUGAGGUGAAGACCCCAAAUGAAAUCAAAUAGCUUUUUAACUGACAUUUUUGGUUCUCAACCUAUCCCACCCAAAAGAAAACUGAAUUCUUGUGAGAACUGUUUACUUGAAAUAUUGUGAAUUAUCCUUCAUAUGCUAUGAGGUCCAAUGUUCUUUAGCUGUAGGUGUCUUCAAACAUUAAUGUUGGUGAUUUUUGUCAUCGCAAAGUUUUAGUCUAGGUGUGCUAUGAAAUCACUAUUCAGAAUUAAGUAUCUAACAGACUUAGUAGCUUAUGUUAUUUCAAUGUGUGAAUACAUUUUUAAAAUUAUAUAGAUAUAUAACACAACAUGUAGGAGCUGUGCUAAACAAGAGUAACUUCUAGACUGGUGAAAUAUGUCUGAAUACGUCAAUGCAAUAUUUUAUUAUAAUAUGUUCUGAUUUAUGGAUAAAUAUUUUAUGGAGCUAUAUAUACACGCAGUGAACACCCAUUUGGGUACAUGUACUCUUUUUGGAUGGUUAAAUUACCUCUUUAUAACAUUGGUGUGCAUAAGCGCUGUCCCUGAGUGCACAAUAUAUCAUAUCUUGGAGCAGGCCUCCACAGUUAAAAACCACUGCAGGUAUUCAUUCCUUUGAGUUAAGACAUUGAUACACCAGGCACAUGAUCAUCAAAAUUCGAAACUGACAGAUGGUAAAGUGAUCACUUGUUCGAUUAAUAGGUUUUGCUGAAAUAUGCACAGUUGGGGUUAGAUAGCUGUGUAAAUUCAGUACAUGCUGCUGUGGCGUUUGGAUAGUGUGGCAAGAAAGAUGAGAUUUUAUUGGUACACACCAGACCCAAUUCUAGCAGAGUAUCAUUGGAGUGCCACAGUAUACUUUAUCAUUCCUGUUGAAUAUGUACAUUCCCUUAUGGCAAAAGUCUACCCUUUCUGCAGUGGACACUUCCAACAUAAAGUGCCAUUUUACAAGGUACACAAUAUAAGCGGGUUCUGUUAAUACCACUGACUAAUUUACUCCAACAGUUCUGAACCAAAGCUGACCAUCGUAUUUAGGUUAUGAAGAAAUCUGAUUCACAGUAUGAACAGGUCACAUUCGGUAGAAACUGCAUUGUGCUAUUAUGUCGACAUGGAUAAAAGUCACUACUGUAUGUUAUCCGUGUUAAGGCCUAUGCCAUGUACACUUUAUUAAAAAAAAAAAAAAAAAACAUUUAACAAAUGGCUAUACCUAAAAAGGUGUAUAUGCUUGUCUGUGAGCUACCAGAUUUUUUUUUUUAUUUUAAUACUAAAAUGACUGCUUUAACUGUAUUAAAAGGUUUGUGCAUUCGUAAUGCCAUAAUCAUUAUGGGAGAGGCUCACGUUUAAUACUUUGUUGCAGUUUAUUGCCAUGUGAUCAGUAGAAUGACAGACCGUUUCCUACCAGAAUAUGGGCUAGUAAAUGGCCACUCAAAGCAUCAGUGUACCUGCAGGACAAUGUUUAGUUGGUUAUGCUGGUUAAAACUGCUGUCGUAAAUUGGAGACUUGUGUUUGUGCUGCAGUUCAUUACCAUAAAUAUCACCACGGCAAGUUUGCCACUUUCCAAUAAGUUCUGAGUCAAGUUUGUAUUAUCCUAAUUUUAAUAUGUCUGCAUUAACUGAACUAGGCUCAAUGCCCAUUAGUCCCAGCUAGGAUUGGCUUCUGUUAUGUAUGCAGGCAGGGGGUUUUAAACACAGUGCGGUCUGUAUCCAUAGCCAGCGUUGGUGAUGGCUUUCAGUCAUAUAAUCCAAAGUAGUAAGGAAAAAAAAAAAAAAUCUGCAAAGUUUGAAUGGUCAGUUACUUUGAAAGUCAUUUGGGGCUAUGAAUUAUGCCAGCAGGAGUUUUGCCACUGGUUUUUAUAAAUAGUCCUUUGAUGGCAUAGAAAGCACUCCAGUUCCUUUGAAUGCUUGUAGUUGGAAUUUGGUAUUACAUGGACAUAUUACUCCAAGCAUGGUACAAUUGUGGUUCUGCAGAGGCAGUUCCAUCACUUGGCUAAAUAGACCUACGACGCGUCCAACAAUGAUCUUGCCCUUGACAGUGGACCACACUAGGGUAUUUCAAACCCAGUCAAGGGGACACAUUGCCAAUGCUUCCACAGUUUCAUCCAUACAACUUGGACAAGCCUACUAUAAAACUUUACUAUUAUGGUCAUGAAUUUAAAGCUAGAGAGCAUAUCCAUGUUGCUGCCAGAAGCUAUGGGCAAUAGAUUGGGG